Messenger RNA from Pangasianodon hypophthalmus (striped catfish), 2379 nucleotides. RefSeq names its product estrogen-related receptor delta (gene esrrd). The coding region runs from base 132 to 1439 and encodes 435 amino acids. The record is from RefSeq and is a predicted model, not a curated record. NCBI's taxonomy places the organism in Eukaryota, Metazoa, Chordata, Actinopteri, Siluriformes, Pangasiidae. The transcript has 7 exons. Gene Ontology annotation, molecular function: nuclear steroid receptor activity; sequence-specific DNA binding; zinc ion binding. Gene Ontology annotation, biological process: regulation of DNA-templated transcription. Gene Ontology annotation, cellular component: nucleus.
GUCAGCACUGCUCUCUCUACAUCUCUCUCUCUCUAUCUGUUUCUUUCUUUAUUCCUAAUUUUGCCAUUUUCGUUCACCUCUCAUUGUGUGAGUUCUGUUCUUAUUUUGGGAGUCCUGGUUGAAUUUAAAGCAUGGAGCUGCAGGACUUUUGUUCAAGUGACAACUUCCAAUUCCUUAAUCAACAAAACAGCCUCUUGGAACCCUCGUCUUCUGAUGACCCUCCUUCUCCACAAGAGCCAACCAUUAAAUCAGACUCACCAAAUUUUACACCAUUCAGCCUGAGCAGCACAUCAGAGAGCAGCAGUUACAGUGUCUUUUCCCAAUCUCUCAAUCCUGCCCACUUCACUGCUCAAGACAAUGAAGAGCUACAGCUACAGCCUCAGACAGACUCCAUCCUAAACCGAGACUAUGUCCCCUCGCUUAGCCAUGGGCCCAAACGCCUAUGCCUGGUGUGUGGAGACUUUGCAUCCGGGUACCAUUAUGGUGUGGCAUCCUGCGAAGCCUGCAAGGCCUUUUUUAAGAGAACCAUUCAAGGAAACAUUGAGUACAGCUGUCCAGUGGUGAACGAGUGUGAGAUAACGAAGAGACGCAGGAAAUCAUGUCAGGCCUGUCGCUUUCAGAAAUGCCUGAGGGCAGGAAUGAUGCGUGAAGGUGUACGUAUGGAUCGCGUGAGAGGAGGCAGGCAAAAGUACAAACGACGAGUAGAUUCAAGCCUGUCUGUCUUCAUCCAACCUCCGUACACACAUCCGGUUAAAAGCAUCCGUAAUAAGGUGAUUUCUCAGCUGAUGGCUUCUGAGCCAGCUCCACUGAGAGCCUCUCCCGAUCCUGUGACCCCUGACAGUGACCUCAACACCUUGAUGACCUUAUGUGACCUUUUAAACAGAGAACUGCUGGUCCUGAUCAGCUGGGCAAAACACAUACCAGGGUUCUCGUCGCUCUCACUGGUGGAUCAGAUGGCGCUGUUGCAGAGUGGAUGGAUGGAAGCUCUGCUGCUAUGUGUGGUGUGGCGUUCACUGGCAUCAACUCAAGAACUGCAAUUUGCUGAAAAUCUUCAUCUGAACGAGCCUCAGUGCAAAAAUGCUGGCCUGCUGGAGCUUUAUACACCACUGAGACUCCUCAUAGACAAAUAUCAACAACUCAACAUCAGCCAUGAGGAGGCUGUAACACUCCGAGCCAUGGCACUCGCCAACUCAGAUGCAGAGCACGUGGAGAGUGGUGACAGUGUGCUGCGUUUUCAGGACGAGCUUCAUGAGGCGCUGCAGGACUAUGAGGUGAAUGAGCGUGCAGCUGAGCCACACCGUGCAGGCAGACUGCUGAUGACGCUGCCACUGCUCAGACAGAGCGCACACAGAGCCGUGCAGUGUUUCCGCCGUCUGCACAUGCAACACCAUGUGCCCAUGCACAAACUGUUCCUGGAGAUGCUGGACACCAAGAUUUAGAAAGAUACAAACUCACACAUGGGUGAAUAGUGGGGAGAAAACUCAUCGAUUGAGAGCGUUGUUGUAUUUUAGUAUUUUGGGAUUUUGGUCCUGCUGAGUGCUGAAGGUAAGGAGACGGAUGAGUUGUUUCAAUUCUGGUACUUGAUAAAUAUUUGUAACAGAAGAACAUACUGCAUGGAAAGAUUUUCAUAUUUCAGGUAUUUUAAUAUGAAAGAGUUUUAUGCAGUUUUCAAGAUUUCCUUUUAAAACCAGAUAAUGAAUUCACUUCAUAUUAGACUUUCUCAUCAAAUACGCAUCAUUCAGCAGUGGUGUUUAGGUCAUGAAGGACAGUAAUAUUUAAAAACGAAUCUAAAUACCACUGCAUUUCUUUUCAGGUGCUUUGGAGUAUAUAAGUAUCACUUUAUUUUGUACACUAUACACAGUUUUGUACACUUUGCUGUUCUGAUCCACUGCAGAAUGAUUAUAUAAAAUAUAAAGUAUGACCUAACUCAUUUUGUAAAUGAAAUGAAAAAAAAACCCACUGGAAAUCUUGAAAAGGUCAUCUUAAACUUGAAAAUAAUAGAGAAGUAGUGAAUAAUGUGUCAAUAUGCACAUCAUGCAUGUGAAGGGCUGAAACACAUACCCUUUCCCACUGCAUUUUGAUAACAUGAAGGAAGGUUUUUAUAGAAUUACUUCAUCUAAAAUUAUGUGCUAUUUUUAGAAUUAGAUAAAAUGUAAAAUAUUUUGUAAAUGAAACAGUUUAUAUAUUAUUUUUGGUUAGUAGCUUCUUGGAAUUUCCAUUAAAUCUGUUAACACGAACUAACACUGUUAGGUUUAUUAUUUUGUUUCUAAAUGAAAUAACAUAAAUCCAUGGCACUAUCCUUCACUAUAAUGUACUAUUUAUUGUCUUAUUUAUUAAAUAUAAUAAUGACUAUGGUUAUUUAUUUGUAAAUAAACUAUU